Molecule: messenger RNA, 1736 nt
Organism: Lindgomyces ingoldianus
Lineage: Eukaryota; Fungi; Ascomycota; Dothideomycetes; Pleosporales; Lindgomycetaceae
Exons: 3
Coding region: 362-1420 (352 amino acids)
Source: RefSeq, a predicted model, not a curated record
UUGCUACCCGCCGCUCACGCCCUUCACUUCGCCUGGCCACCCCACGACGACGACAGUGUCCAGCUGCGUCGCCCCAAGGCAUUGAAAAGCAUUGGACCUCACUUGUCGAGCCUAAUUGCGUCUGUCAGUCUGCAUUUUACCACACUGUCGGUCGUCCCGAGGUUUCGUCGCUGUCUCAGCCCGUACCAGCACCCAGUUCCGGAGAUAUUUUUGACCGCCUGCAUGUCUGACUGUUGAUCUAUCCAUAUCCGCAUCCCUCGAGAUAUUCUUGGAACCACCUAUUUGCUGUUUAUACCGUCCGCCAGUCCAUCUCUUGCUUCCGGUACCCAGGAAAAACUGAACUCGAUUUAACGCCGCGAACAUGUCUACUCCGGCUGCAGGCUCGUCGGUCAGCCAGGAAGACCGACGUAGAAGCCUGGGAAAGUACGUGAAGCGGAUGAGCAGUGUUUUUAAGAGGGACAAGUCGAGCAAGAGCAGUGCAUCAUCGACCCCAGCCAUGCCUUCCACACCUACUACCAAGGUCGAGCCCAAGAAGGAAGAGACCACCGCUGCUCUCGCUACAGCUCCCGCAGCGGCAGCUGUCACACCCUCGGAGCCUAUCACGCAGCAACUCAAUCGCAGCGCUCUUCAACACGAACGAGCCCGAGCUCUGUUUGCGAAGUAUGGAUUGACACUUGAGUCGCAUGAAUGGAUUGCUGCACCAGCCCUUCCUGUCAGUGUGCAGCGUGUAGAGAAACCAAUUCGCAUGCGGGUUCACCGUUCCUGCCACCGCUGCGGAACUACCUAUGGGGCAGACAAGAUCUGCACUAGCUGUGAGCACAGGCGCUGCAAGAAGUGCCCUCGCUAUCCCAAGAAGAAAGCCCCUGGAGAGAAGGGCAAGGCAAAGGAGGGCGCCGAGCGACCUAAGAAGAAAAAACUUCUGACCGUGACCUCGAAAACCGGAGGCGAGCUAGUCUACCAGCCCGUGAAGCAGCGAGUCAGGCGCACUUGUCAUAAGUGUGAAAACCUCUUUGUCCCCCCGACAGCUACCCUCUGUGAGAACUGUCGCCAUAUCCGCUGCACCAAAUGUCCAAGAGAGCCAGCUAAGCUAUCAAAAUGGCCCAACGGCUAUCCCGGAGAUGCGGAACCGAACAGUGAGACUGAAGUCGAGCGUGAGCUGGAAAUGGCACGCAGAAUAUGGCGGAAGCCGAGGACACGGGUUCGAUGGGAGUGCGAAGAAUGUCAGAGUCUAUUCCUAGAUGGUUCUCCGCAGUGUCCUGGAUGUGGCCACGAAAGGUGCGAGAAGUGUACCAGGAAACCACUGAAGAGAGUCAAACAAGAACGACAAUUCAACCCGGAAAUCGUCCGAGCCGUCGAGGCAAAGCUUAGGGCUCUUGCAGUCGACGACGAUCUGCCCACCUCUGGUGCUGAGGCUACUUAACAUGCUUAGGCGUCACCAAUCAUGACUUGAGACGACGAGUAAUGACGUAGUACAGCGAGCAUAUAGUCUUGUCUUCAGUCAACUUCACUUCAUCAGACCAUUGUUACAACCAGGAACGUUUUAGGGUAUAUGCUUGGAAUUCGAGAAAUUUGUGCGAGCAAGCAAGCAAGCGAAUGUGGGAUUGAUUUGGACUUGGUUCAGCAAGCCUUGUGGGUGCCUUCUGAAAAGUAUCAGCAACAUUACCUACCAGUUAUCGCACAGGAAUACCAUCUGGACCUGCCUCCCUCUUACGGAAGCAGAGAUUUUCUCUUGGAUC